Molecule: messenger RNA, 3584 nt
Organism: Capsicum annuum
Lineage: Eukaryota; Viridiplantae; Streptophyta; Magnoliopsida; Solanales; Solanaceae
Product: formin-like protein 6
Exons: 4
Coding region: 428-3103 (891 amino acids)
Biological process (GO): actin nucleation; actin cytoskeleton organization
Molecular function (GO): actin filament binding
Source: RefSeq, a predicted model, not a curated record
CAACCUUUAAUGUGGAAAAAAGCACCCAAUAUUAUAAAAGAAGUAAAGUAGAUUCUCACUGUCCUGUGGCAUUCACUUCCUUUAUUGCGUUCCUCAAUUGAAACUUUUUUAUUUUUAUUUUUUUUUAAUUUGAAUCAAAUUGCUUUAAUUUAUUUUCCUAUUCAAGUUAAAUUAAUGAUUUAUAGUUUCAUAUCCGGUUAAACGCAAUUAACUGUGAACUUAACAAAAUCUUAAUUUCAGUACAUAAUUAUAGAAAGUGCGGGCUAAUGCUAACAUCACCCACCCCACACUACAACAACCAGAUCUUGCAGCCAACAGAAGCUUCUCUUUACUGUCUUUUUCUCUCUUGAGAAUUCUAUGUGGAACAAAAUUUGGAUAUGAAUUUGGGAAAUGAAAAUAUAUUAAGAGAUACCUUCGAAAUAAUACCAUGAGAGCAGCAGUUCUAAGUAUCUUCUUCUUCUUCAUAUUAUUACUGCUUUUAUCUUUCAGUUUUCAAUUUCAAGAUUUGGUUGCCAAGGGGAACACCAGGAGGAUUCUGCAUCAACCACUCUUUCCAGUAAGUUCAACACCGCCUUCGCCUUCGCCUCCGCCGCCGGCUGAGCCUGUCAUUUCUAGUCCAGAACAGCCUUUUUUCCCAGAAGUUCCUGCUGGGACUACACCAGAUCAGACACAUCAAACUCCACCAGCUCCAGCAAAUGGAACUCCAGUGGCAAACUCAGUUGCAAGUACACAAGCAGCAAAGCCAGUCAAGAAAGUGGCAAUUGCAAUAUCAGUUGGAAUUGUCACCUUGGGAAUGUUAUCUGCCUUGGCAUUCUACCUUUACAAGCACCGUGUUAAACACCCUGAUGAAAGUCAAAAGCUUGUAAGGGGGAAUUCUGAUCAGAGGAUCAAUGAGGAAUCGGGAACGCCACCUUCUACUUUUCUUUACAUUGGGACGGUUGAGCCAUCCGCUAAGACAUCAGCUAUGACUGAGUCCAAUGGUGCUAAUGGCUCACCUUAUCGAAAAUUGAGCUCUGUAAAAAGAUUGGAGACCAGGUAUAGACCAAGUCCUGACCUUCAACCCCUUCCACCACUGACCAAACCCCCAUCCCCUCCUAGCAUUAAUUCACCUACUGCAGUGUCAUCAUCUGAUGAGGAGAGUCAUGACACUGCGUUUCACACUCCACAAGGCUCAUCUGUCAGCAACGAAGAAGGUUUCUACACUCCCGGUUUACGCGAGAGUUACCAAAGCAACAAGAACUAUGUCCCUUAUUCAAAGAGAACUUCUCCAAGAUCACGCCUUUCUGAUCCAUCCCCUGAUUUAAAACAUGCUAUAAUACCAUCCAUUAAGCAAGCUCCAGCUCCUCCACUUCCACCACGGCAACCACAAGGGGGUCAGUUGGAACAACUUCCACCUGAGCCCCCCUUGCAGUACACUAAGCCAGAAUUGCCAUAUGUGCCAAAGAGGGCUAAGUUUUCAUCACCACCUCCGCCACCAGAUAUGGCAAGGCUUCAAUUGAUGAGCAAUCAAGCCCAACAAAUAGCAAAAACACCACCACCUCCUCCUCCACCUCCCCCUCGACCACCACCUCCACCACCACCCCCACUUCAAUUCUCAACACCCCGCAAACCGGAAGGAUCACAUUCAGCAGCUUAUCCUCAAAUGGUCAAGACAGAGUCAAGGAGUCCCACUCCAAAAUCAACACCAGGGAGUGAGAAGACAAGUUCUUCUGAAGAACAAAAUGAAGGUGCCAGUUCUUUAGAAAGACAUGAUUCCGGCGAUACAGAUCCAUCCAAGCCUAAGUUGAAGCCUUUGCACUGGGACAAAGUGCGAGCAACCUCUGAUCGAGCAACAGUGUGGGACCAAUUGAAAUCGAGCUCCUUCCAAUUGAAUGAGGACAUGAUGGAGUCACUUUUUGGAUGUAAUUCAGCAAAUUCUGUACCAAAGGAAGCUACAAGGAAAUCAGUCUUUCCUCCAGUUGAGCAGGAGAAUAAGGUACUUGACCCCAAGAAAUCGCAGAACAUUGCCAUAAUGUUACGAGCACUGAAUGUAACUAAGGACGAGGUUUCUGAAGCCCUUCUAAAUGGAAAUCCUGCAGGACUAGGACCUGAGCUUCUGGAGACUUUAGUCAAGAUGGCUCCGACAAAAGAAGAAGAGAUAAAACUAAGAGAGUACAGUGAAGACGCCUCAAAGUUAGGGCCUGCAGAACGAUUCCUCAAGACAGUGCUUGAUAUACCAUUUGCAUUCAAAAGAGUGGAAGCCAUGCUUUACAGAGCAAAUUUUGAUGGUGAAGUGAAAGACUUAAGGAAAUCCUUCCAAACCCUUGAGGUAGCCAGUGAAGAAUUGAAGAAUAGUAGACUAUUCCUCAAACUCCUUGAAGCUGUCCUAAGGACAGGAAACCGCAUGAAUGUUGGAACUAAUCGUGGUGAUGCCAGAGCUUUCAAACUUGACACUCUUUUGAAAUUAGUAGAUAUAAAAGGAAUAGAUGGGAAGACGACCUUGCUUCACUUUGUGGUCCAGGAGAUUAUCAGGUCAGAAGAGCUGGAUUCUGAACCACCUGACGAUGAUCUUUCUAAUAAAGCAAACAUCAAAUUCAAAGAGGAUGAUUUCAAGAAGCAAGGUUUGCAGGUUGUUUCUGGAUUAAGCAGAGAACUUGGUAAUGUCAAAAAAGCAGCAGCUAUGGACUCAGAUGUCCUGGAAAGCUAUGUCUUGAAGCUUGAAGUGGGACUUGAUAAAGCAAGAUCGGUUUUGCAACAUGAAAAGAAAGGUAUGCAAGGUGACUUUUUUGAAUCGCUGAAAGUAUUUCUUAAGGAGGCAGAAGAUGGGAUAGUGAGGAUAAGGGAAGAAGAAAGAAAGGCCUUAUCCAUGGUCAAAGAGGUAACAGAAUAUUUUCAUGGUGAUGCUGCAAAAGAGGAAGCUCAUCCGCUCAGAAUAUUCGUGAUCGUGCGAGACUUCCUCUCCAUAUUGGAUAAUGUGUGCAAAGAUGUUAGACGGAUACAGGAUCAAACAGUGGUAGGUGGUGCAAGAUCAUUCAGAAUAGCUGCAACUGCAUCACUACCGGUCUUAAACAGAUAUAAUGUGAAACGAGAAGGGAGUCGGGAUGAUGAUAGCGUAUCACUAUGAGAUUUAUGUGAAAAUAAUUCAAUCUCAUUAAUGAACAAGUACAUAUGGAGCUUGAAAUGGGGAAAAGCAAAGCCAGAUUGAAGCAGCCUCAAAUCUUCAAGGAGACAUUAACAAUUUGGUGCUAGCAGUCAAAGAUAGCACUCAGCUCCAUGAUCAUGAAGCAAUAAGUGAAGGAACAGUACAAAGAGUAGGCAGUCAGAGUAGGCAGUCUAUACAUCAACCCUUCCAAAAUAUUAGACAGCGACAUUGUAGGACUCCAUCAAAUGGGACUAGUUAAUUCAUAAUCAACCUUCAAUGCAAAUGAAUCGAUAUGAGGUAAAGGAAUUAUUCCUCUUUUCCUUCCCUUUGAGACGGAUAUAGACCUAGACGUAGUCCUGUUCAUUUGUAAACAUAUGCAUAAAAGUUCAACGCUAGGCAACAUGAUAUCAUGCUGUAAUACAAAGAAACUAUUCCUGUUACUUUAUAGAAUAAACAUUCUUUA